CUGGCUCCAUACUGAUUUUACCCAAAUGUGUUCCAAUUCCUGCUGCCCCCUUGCUAGCUACCCAGGCCAGCCAGGGUCUGGUUUGGGCAUGAGUGUAGAGGACGGGGGUACACCAGGCCUGGGCCGUCCCAGGCAGGCCCGCUGGACCCUGAUGCUACUCCUGUCCACUGCCAUGUAUGGUGCUCAUGCCCCAUUACUGGCACUGUGCCAUGUGAAUGGCAGAGUGCCCUUUCGGCCCUCCUCAGCUGUGCUGCUGACCGAGCUGACGAAGCUACUGUUGUGCGCCUUCUCCCUCUUGGUGGGCUGGCAAGCAUGGCCCCAGGGGGCCCCUCCAUGGCGCCAGGCUGCCCCCUUUGCACUAUCAGCCCUACUCUACGGCGCUAACAACAACCUGGUGAUUUAUCUUCAACGUUACAUGGACCCCAGCACCUACCAGGUGCUGAGCAAUCUCAAGAUCGGAAGCACGGCCCUGUUCUACUGCCUAUGUCUCCGGCACCGCCUCUCUGCCCGCCAGGGCUUAGCACUACUGCUGCUGAUGGCAGCGGGGGCCUGCUAUGCAGCUGGUGGCCUCCAGGACCCUGGGAACACACUUCCUGGACCGCCUUCAGCAGCUGCUGCUGGCCCCAUGCCCCUGCAUGUCACUCCACUGGGACUGCUGCUUCUCAUCUUGUACUGCCUCAUCUCAGGCCUGUCGUCCGUGUACACAGAACUGCUUAUGAAGCGACAGCGGCUGCCCCUCGCCCUUCAGAACCUCUUCCUCUACACUUUCGGUGUGCUCCUGAACCUAGGUCUGCAUGCAGGUGGUGGCCCCGGCCCGGGCCUCCUGGAGGGCUUCUCCGGAUGGGCAGCGCUGGUGGUGCUGAGCCAGGCACUGAAUGGACUGCUCAUGUCAGCUGUCAUGAAGCACGGCAGCAGCAUCACACGCCUGUUCGUUGUGUCCUGCUCACUGGUGGUCAAUGCCGUGCUCUCAGCAGCCCUAUUGCGGCUGCAGCUCACGGCUGCCUUCUUCCUGGCCACGCUGCUCAUUGGUCUGGCUGUGCGCCUCUAUUAUGGCAGUCACUAGCCCCUGACCCCCUCCACCCAGACUCCUGACUCUGUAGAUAGGGCAUCACCGUCAGAGCCACCUCCCAGGCCUCCCGACCCUUCCUCAGAAGCCAGCCCUGUAACAAGUGCCUUGUGACAAAAGCUGGGGAGGUGAGAGCAGCCAGGUUAGUCUCUGGAGGUGGGUGAACAAAGGGUUACUUCAGGAGACUUAAAGACUGGGUUUGAGUAAAGAAACGUCUCAGAAGUUCAUCCACACUAAGGAUUGGGGGAGCAUCAAUACCUAGGCCUUAGAAAUGACUCCACCCCCAAUGGAGGAGGCUCCCUGCCUCAUCUUGCA
Molecule: messenger RNA, 1381 nt
Organism: Lontra canadensis (Northern American river otter)
Lineage: Eukaryota; Metazoa; Chordata; Mammalia; Carnivora; Mustelidae
Product: probable UDP-sugar transporter protein SLC35A4
Exons: 1
Coding region: 26-1063 (345 amino acids)
Biological process (GO): pyrimidine nucleotide-sugar transmembrane transport
Cellular component (GO): Golgi membrane
Molecular function (GO): pyrimidine nucleotide-sugar transmembrane transporter activity
Source: RefSeq, a predicted model, not a curated record